Molecule: messenger RNA, 1254 nt
Organism: Fusarium proliferatum ET1
Lineage: Eukaryota; Fungi; Ascomycota; Sordariomycetes; Hypocreales; Nectriaceae
Product: related to tetracycline resistance protein from transposon Tn4351/Tn4400
Exons: 2
Coding region: 1-1254 (417 amino acids)
Molecular function (GO): FAD binding
Source: RefSeq, a predicted model, not a curated record
AUGGGUAACCGCAAGAUUGCAAUCAUUGGUGCAGGCCCAGCUGGUUGUUUACUAGCAAGACUCCUACAUCUCGCAGGCACAGAAGUCACAGUCUUCGAAGGGGAAGCCCAUCCAAACUUCCGAUCCCAAGGCGGUACCCUCGACCUCCAUACAGCAACUGGACUUGCAGCCCUCAAAGAAGCCCAACUCUUCGACGAGUUCCUGAAGCAUGCCCGUUACGACGGACAAUACAUGGCAAUCGUUGAUAAGGACCUCGAAUACCACCUCGUUAGAAACGCAGACGGCAAAUACAACAAAAUCGAGGAACGCCCUGAGAUCGACCGCUCGAAGCUCCGUGAAAUACUGGCCCAGUCACUUCCCGAGGGCAUGAUCAGAUGGGGCCACCAUCUUAAGAAGGUCGAGGGCCGAACACUCUUCUUCAAAGAUACAACAGUCGACGGCUUCGAUCUCAUUGUCGGUGCCGACGGUGCCUGGAGUAAAGUUCGAAAGGAAAUUGACCCAAGCCUGGUCCCCAAGUUCGCAGGAAUCGCUAUGCACGAGCUUGAAGUCACAGACGCCGAGAAUAAUGCACCCGAGUUAACGAAAUUGGUCAACCGUGGAAGUGUCUUUGCCAGCACAGAUGGCAAACGAACAACGAUCCAACAGAUGGGCGAUGGUAGUCUCAACAUCUACUGCGGCUAUGUCACCGACAACGAAGACUGGGCGAAGCCAGAGAAUUGCGGCUUCGAUCCUUACAACUUGAAGGAGACAACCCAGGCAUUGCUCAACACCAAGUACAAGGACUGGGACCCUCGACUGAAGCAAGCACUAGAGUUGGCUGACGGACGAUGCGCUCCUCGCUCUCUCUACAUGCUUCCCAUUGGCAGCAAGUGGGAGCACAAGCAAGGCCUAACUUUGAUCGGCGACGCGGCACAUCUCAUGACACCCUACGCAGGCGAAGGCGUCAACCAAGCUCUCGACGAUGCGAUGCAACUUGCAAAAGCCAUCAACGGAGCUGCCAACAAGGAUGAUGCAGCACUUGACAAGGCGAUCAAGAGUUUCGAAAAGGACAUGUUUGCUCGAAUUCUUCCAGUUCAGGAACUUACCUGGGGAUUGCUGCAAGAUUGGAUGUAUACGCCUGGAGCUCCCAAAGCUGUCAUGGCCAAGUCUAUGAGCAGACACGUGAAGCAUCGACUUCCAUUGGUGCUCCAGCCUUUGGGAUUGGCGGCUGUUCACGGAUAUUACUUUCUGAAGAACAAGAAUCUCAUUAGUUGA